CAGCACAGAGAGAGUAUCAGCAGCAGGGAGCAUCCUCAAACCAGCAAGGGCACUGGGGUGAACUGACAGUGGUGACCUCAUCAACCUCACUUCUAGAAGAUAAAUACCGAACGAGAUGAAGACGUUUUUGUUCUCCGUAGUGUUUGCGUUCGUCCUUUUUUCUGGACUUGAAGCAAGAUUAUCAAAACUAAUGAAGGAAAGUACAGAAGAAUGCGUCUGUCUGAACGGAGGAACCUGUGUGUAUUACAGACUCUACGGGAGACCUUUCCGAUGCAUCUGCCCCAAAGGCUUUACCGGAGAACAGUGUGAAAUAGAUAUUAAAUCAAAGUGUUAUAAGGAUACAGGCUUUGACUACAGGGGCAUCGCAUCUAAGACUAGCCACGGCAGAGACUGCUUGCCCUGGGAUUCAGUUGAUAUAAGGCAUCAUUACUUUAAUACCCAGAAGAAGGACGCCUUCGUACUUGGACUUGGCAAACACAACUUUUGCAGGAACCCGAGCAAAGGCUUAAAGCCAUGGUGCUAUUUCAAGAACGGGAAAAAAAUCGCAGCCAUGCCUUGUGAUCUUCCAAAGUGUGAAGAAGAAAAGAGUCCUGAACCCACAUGUGGCCAACGUCAGCAUAAGAUGUAUAAGGUGGUCCGUGGGAGUAGCACCCCCAUCGAGUCCCAGCCGUGGAUGGCCACCGUUUACCAGAUUUCAAGGAGGAGCCGCCAGGAAAAUUUUCUGUGCGGCGCCAGCCUUAUCAGUCCGUGCUGGGUGCUAACCGCAGCCCACUGCUUCCCUGACAGUGAGUUCCCAGAACCCAAAGAUUAUGUGGUCAUCUUGGGAAAGUCUAAUCUUGACGAGGCCAAUGAAGAGAAAGAGCAAAAAUUCCAGGUUGAGAAGGUUAUCCGACACGCAGACUACAAUGACCAUACUGGAGCACUGGACAAUGACAUAGCUCUGGUGAAAAUUCGCUCUGCAUCAGGGAAGUGUGCAUCCAUGACAGAAUCCGUCCAGACCAUCUGUCUCCCACCAUCCGAGCUCAAAAUGGCGAGCAGCACCAAGUGUGAAAUUGCCGGAUUCGGCAAAGAGUCCUACAACAGCUUGGUUUUCUCUCAGCUUCUGAGGUCCACGUCAGUCCAGCUGAUCCCCCAGGAGCUGUGCCAGUCGGAGCUUUACUACGGGAAACUGAUAAACAACAAUAUGUUUUGUGCUGGAGACCCCGAGUGGAAGGUGGACGCCUGCAAGGGGGAUUCUGGUGGACCUCUGAUAUGUUCCCAUGAUGGACAGAUGACCCUCUAUGGAGUAAUUAGCUGGGGGGACGGAUGUGCUAAGGAAAACCGACCUGGAGUGUACACCCGCAUAACACAAUAUCUACCCUGGAUAAAGGAAAACAUGGCAGAGGAUAAUUACAAGCAGAAAACACCCAAAUAAUGAAGUUUGAUCCAAACCUCCAGUGGCUUAUCUCUUCACUGCUAGUGGAUAAGGACCUGUAAGCCUCGACGGAGGGGAAGUUGGAGACUGUUACUGUGACAACAUUUCAAGAAUUCGUUGACCACACAAGCAAUGGUGCAAUGUAAGGUUGACCAAAACGUUCCAUGGUUGCUGUCGAAAAAACCUUCAACACCAGCGUUUAUGCAUUGGUCAUGGACAUAAGUUCUUAAGAUUUAGGUGCAAAUUAUCUUCUGGUUUUGAACCAGAGGGUCUUCUGAUCCAUGAGUGGUCAUCAUACAUCCCCCAAAAAGUUCUUCCAUACACGGGGAGGGAUUUUAGUUUAAGUAACUUACCACCACCCACCCUAGACUUACGUAAUUGGCUAUCUGGUCCUCUUAACGUCGGCAGGAGGAAUUUGGGGACCUUAUGCAGCACCUUUUCCACCUUGUGGUGUCCAAGUAUCGCACAUCCCGUCACGGGUGUAUUCAGACGUUUAUGAAACUGAAUCCUUUUGUUGGGAUAUGCAAAUGAAGGUAUUUGGUUUUUUUAUUAUUAUUAUUUCCUGAAAAAAAAAUGCACUUAACCCGUUCACCGCUGGACUGAUUUUAUACAAAACUACGGAGUUUCAUAUCUUCGUGACAAUGGUUUGUAACAAGAAACACAGAAUCUCAAGAUGGGUGACCUCCCUCUCUCACCGAGAUGAACUUGCUUCUAGGCCAACGUUCCCAAACUGACAUUUCUUAACGUCCGACGUUCUUCAUGGUUUCUCGGAGUCUGAAUGCUAAUUAAAGGGGAAGCGUCAUAUUACGAUUC
Messenger RNA from Spea bombifrons (plains spadefoot toad), 2227 nucleotides. It is a transcript of the gene PLAU, whose product is annotated as plasminogen activator, urokinase. NCBI's taxonomy places the organism in Eukaryota, Metazoa, Chordata, Amphibia, Anura, Pelobatidae. Gene Ontology annotation, biological process: regulation of cell adhesion mediated by integrin; plasminogen activation. The coding region runs from base 116 to 1414 and encodes 432 amino acids. The record is from RefSeq and is a predicted model, not a curated record. The transcript is spliced from 11 exons. Gene Ontology annotation, molecular function: serine-type endopeptidase activity.